Molecule: messenger RNA, 2526 nt
Organism: Belonocnema kinseyi
Lineage: Eukaryota; Metazoa; Arthropoda; Insecta; Hymenoptera; Cynipidae
Gene: CPSF2
Product: probable cleavage and polyadenylation specificity factor subunit 2
Exons: 11
Coding region: 266-2467 (733 amino acids)
Biological process (GO): mRNA 3'-end processing by stem-loop binding and cleavage
Cellular component (GO): mRNA cleavage and polyadenylation specificity factor complex
Molecular function (GO): RNA binding
Source: RefSeq, a predicted model, not a curated record
CACGCAGAUUUGCAACAAUGUGAAUCUGUCAUCACUGCUGCCGUGUGAAUGAUGGUGUGGAUGCAAUGAUAAGAAAUAACCGUUUUUCGCUUUAAAUAAACUUUCUGUUACAUUUUAUCGGAUAUUAAAUGUAAAACUUUCUUUAAUCCGUGUUAUUUAAAUAUGUUUCCUGCUUUGUAGGAUUUAUAGUCAAACUACUCCAAAUGUCACCGUAGACAAUUUUGAGGUGGUUAAUUAAAGCUAUAACAGAAAAAAAAACAUCACCAUGACGUCGAUUAUUAAACUGAGCGCUAUUAGCGGGGCAAUGGAUGAAAGUCCACCAUGUUAUCUGCUGCAACUCGACGAGCUCAAAAUUCUGCUAGAUUGCGGUUGGGACGAAAAUUUCGAUCAAGAUUUUAUUAAAGAAUUGAAAAGGCACGUCAAUCAAAUAGAUGCAGUUCUUUUAUCUUAUCCUGAUCCGUUGCACUUAGGAGCUUUGCCAUAUUUGGUGGGAAAAUGUGGUCUUAGUUGUCCCAUUUAUGCAACCAUUCCAGUGUAUAAAAUGGGACAAAUGUUUAUGUAUGACCUCUUUCAGUCUCGGCAUAAUAUGGAAGACUUCGACCUCUUUACAUUAGACGACGUUGACGCAGCAUUCGACAAAAUUGUGCAGUUGAAAUACAAUCAGAGUAUUUCCAUGAAAGGCAAAGGAUAUGGAGUUACCCUAACACCUCUUCCAGCUGGUCAUAUGAUCGGCGGCACAAUUUGGAAGAUAGUGAAGGUCGGAGAAGAGGAUAUAAUCUACGCUGUGGAUUUUAAUCACAAAAAGGAGAGGCAUUUGAACGGAUGCGAAUUGGAGAGACUACAAAGGCCUUCUUUACUAAUCACUGACGCUUUUAAUGCAACUUAUCAGCAAGCUAGGCGACGCACCAGAGACGAGAAAUUAAUGACCAAUAUUCUUCAAACUUUACGAGGAGGUGGAAAUGUUCUCGUUGGUGUUGACACUGCUGGUAGAGUUUUGGAACUCGCUCACAUGUUGGAUCAGCUCUGGAGAAAUAAGGAUUCGGGAUUGCUUGCUUAUUCACUGGCCCUUCUGAAUAACGUCAGUUAUAAUGUUGUGGAGUUUGCCAAAUCUCAAAUUGAAUGGAUGAGCGAUAAGUUGAUGAGGAGUUUUGAAGGUGCAAGAAACAAUCCUUUUCAGUUUAAACAUCUUCAGCUUUGUCACAGUAUGGCAGAAUUAAAUCAAGUUCCAAGUCCAAAGGUCGUUUUGGCUAGCACACCAGAUAUGGAAUGCGGAUUUUCGCGUGAACUGUUUCUCCAGUGGUGCGCGAAUCCUCAGAACAGUAUUAUUAUAACGAGUAGAACAUCGCCUGGAACUUUAGCCAGAGAUUUGGUAGAAAAGGGUGGAAGCAGAAGUUUCACAUUAGACGUGAAAAAACGUGUAAAAUUGGAAGGAGCUGAGUUGGAAGAGCAUUUGAAAAAGGAGAAAUUAAAACAGGAACAGCUCAGACAAGAACAGAUGGAAACUGCAGAUGUGAGUUCAGAGUCUGAUGAUGAAAUAGAGGUUGGUGGAGGAAAGGGAAAACACGAUUUGCUCGUCAAACUGGAAAGCAAACCAGGCUUUUUCAAGCAGAGUAAGAAACAAUAUCCGAUGUUUCCUUUUGUGGAGGAAAAAGUCAAGAUUGACGAGUACGGUGAAAUCAUUAGGCCGGAGGAUUACAAAAUUGCAGAAGCAGUCCCUGAAGCCGAGGAUAAUAAAGAAAAUGUAGAGAUGAAACAAGAAGAUGCUGUACAGCAUCCCGAUUCUGGUUCGGAUAUUCCGACGAAAUGUAUGGUAUCAUCGAGGACUGUAGUCGUGAACGCGUCGGUCACAUACAUUGAUUUUGAGGGAAGAUCCGAUGGCGAGUCUCUGCAGAAGAUUUUGGCUCAGUUGAAGCCAAGGAGAGUCAUUUUGGUGCGAGGUUCACCAAAAGAUACGGAAAUCCUAGCUCAACAGGCACAGCAUGCGGGGGCGAGAGUUUUUACUCCCAAUAGAGGUGAAGUAAUUGAUGCCACCACGGAGACUCAUAUAUACCAGGUUCGUUUGACUGAUGCUCUUGUGAGUGGCCUGAACUUUUCCAAGGCAAAAGGAGAUACCGAAGUUGCAUGGGUUGAUGCAAUGAUCACCGCCCGAAACCAAAUUUGCCAAGAUGCUGUGAUUGAUGCCGAAGAUAACAUGGAACAAAUUCUUACCCUCGAGCCGUUGGCGUUGAAUGAAGUACCUGGACAUCAGACUACUUUUAUAAACGAAUUGAAGCUUGCCGACUUCAAACAAGUUUUGCAUAAACACAAUAUUCCUUCAGAAAUCAGUGGCGGCGUUCUCUGGUGUUGUGGUAAUACGAUAGCACUUAGAAGGCACGAAGCCGGCGGUAAGGUUAUUUUAGAAGGAUGUUUAUCUGAGGAAUAUUAUAAAGUGCGGGAAUUAUUGUACGAACAAUACGCAAUUGUAUAAUCUUUUGUAAAUAAUAAGUAUAAUUGUGUUUUAUUUUUUACGAAAAUAAAUUUUAAACU